AUGCAAAUGAAGACUGAGAGGAAAAAUGGAGCGUCGUCGUCCCUGCUGAGACGCCUGAAGCACAAUAGCUUCCUCUGCAAUCCUCUCAAUGCGCAGACCAGAUCCUUCACCACCACGGAGGGUCACCGUCCCAUCAUCGUCCACAAGCGCAGCCUCGACAUUCUCCACGACCCCUGGUUCAACAAAGGAACGGCUUUUACGAUGACGGAGCGGGAUCGUCUGGAUCUUCGAGGUCUUCUCCCUCCCAAUGUUAUGUCUACGGAGCAGCAAAUUAAACGCUUCAUGGUUGAUUUGAAGAGGCUUCAAGUGCAAGCGAGAGAUGGACCUUCUGAUCCAUAUGCUUUGGCAAAGUGGCGGAUACUUAAUCGGCUACAUGAUCGAAAUGAGACAAUGUACUAUAAAGUUUUGAUUGCUAACAUUGAGGAAUAUGCGCCAAUAGUUUAUACUCCGACAGUAGGUCUUGUUUGUCAAAACUACAGUGGUUUGUUUAGAAGGCCCAGGGGAAUGUACUUCAGUGCCGAAGACCGUGGAGAGAUGAUGUCUAUGGUUUAUAAUUGGCCAGCUGAUCAGGUGGAUAUGAUUGUUGUUACAGAUGGAAGCAGAAUAUUGGGUCUUGGAGACCUUGGCAUUCAAGGAAUUGGAAUUGCAAUUGGGAAGCUUGACUUGUAUGUAGCUGCUGCCGGGAUAAAUCCGCAAAGGGUACUUCCUGUCAUGAUUGACGUUGGAACCAACAAUGAGAAGUUGCUGAAAGACCCCUUAUAUCUAGGAUUGCAGAAAAACCGUCUUGAUGGUGAUGAAUAUCUUGCUGUCAUCGAUGAAUUUAUGGAAGCAGUUUUUACACGGUGGCCCCAUGUUAUUGUACAGUUUGAAGAUUUCCAAAGCAAGUGGGCCUUUAAGUUAUUACAGCGUUACAGAAAUACCUACAGAAUGUUUAACGAUGACGUUCAGGGCACAGCAGGAGUUGCAAUUGCUGGACUUCUAGGAGCUGUUAGAGCACAAGGAAGGCCAAUGAUUGAUUUUCCAAAACAAAAGAUUGUUGUUGCUGGGGCUGGAAGUGCAGGAAUAGGGGUUCUUAACGAUGCAAGAAAAACAAUGGCAAGGAUGUUGGGAAACAAUGAAUCUGCUUUUGAGAGCGCGCUGAGACAAUUUUGGGUAGUUGAUGCCAAUGGUCUGAUCACAGAUGAACGUGAAUAUAUUGAUCCUGAAGCACGUCCAUUUGCGAGGAAGAUCAAAGAAAUUCAUCGUCAGGGGUUAAGUGAAGCUGCAAGCCUAGUGGAAGUGGUGAAGCAAAUAAAGCCUGACGUGCUUCUUGGAUUAUCUGCGGUUGGGGGACUGUUCUCAAAAGAGGUAUUGGAGGCCCUCAAAGGUUCAACUUCAACCAGGCCCGCCAUAUUUGCAAUGUCAAAUCCUACCAAAAAUGCUGAAUGCACUCCUGAAGAAGCAUUUUCUAUCGUGGGGGACAAUAUUAUAUUUGCAAGUGGAAGUCCAUUCAACGAUGUGGAUCUUGGAAAUGGUCAUAUUGGCCACUGCAACCAGGGUAACAACAUGUAUCUCUUUCCGGGAAUUGGACUUGGCACUCUUUUAUCUGGCUCUAGGAUCAUAUCUGAUGGCAUGCUACAAGCGGCAGCAGAGUGCCUAGCUGCAUAUAUGACAGAAGAGGAUGUCGCAAAAGGGAUUAUAUACCCAUCCAUAUCAAGCAUAAGAGAUAUUACAAAGCAAGUGGCUGCAGCUGUUAUAAAGGAAGCUAUAGAAGAGGAUCUAGCAGAAGGAUAUCGUGAAAUGGAUGCUCGAGAGCUUCAGAAACUCAACGAGGAGGAAAUUGUAGAAUACGUGAAGAACAAUAUGUGGAGUCCAGAAUACCCAACGCUGGUUUAUAAGCAGGAUUGACCCACCCAACAACUGAUUACGUGAAGAAAAUGAAUAAGAGCAUUGUUGUCUGUAAGAAGUUAUGCAUCAAUUUAAUCGUUUUAAAUAAUUGUUUCUUUGCUUUUUGCUCCUUAAUUUCGAGCAUGCAUAUUAAUCACGUACGUUGUCUUCAUAGGUCUUAUUUUUUUUUAUAUGUAUAUUUUUUUAAACUUGAGGAAGGAUUUGAACUCUACACCUCGUGGUGGUACCAGAUGUAGAUUACCGCUAUGUUCUGCCUGCAACUACCAUAUUUUCUCAUAAUAUUAUUCUCUUUAUAAAAAGUUAAACAGCUGUAUUCUUAA
Morus notabilis is the source of this 2207-nucleotide messenger RNA. RefSeq names its product NAD-dependent malic enzyme 62 kDa isoform, mitochondrial. Gene Ontology annotation, molecular function: NAD binding; malate dehydrogenase (decarboxylating) (NAD+) activity. The coding region runs from base 1 to 1887 and encodes 628 amino acids. NCBI's taxonomy places the organism in Eukaryota, Viridiplantae, Streptophyta, Magnoliopsida, Rosales, Moraceae. Gene Ontology annotation, biological process: pyruvate metabolic process; malate metabolic process. The transcript has 20 exons. The record is from RefSeq and is a predicted model, not a curated record. Gene Ontology annotation, cellular component: mitochondrion.